Messenger RNA from Penicillium oxalicum, 276 nucleotides. RefSeq lists its product as uncharacterized. NCBI's taxonomy places the organism in Eukaryota, Fungi, Ascomycota, Eurotiomycetes, Eurotiales, Aspergillaceae. Bases 1 to 276 code for a protein of 91 amino acids. The record is from RefSeq and is a predicted model, not a curated record. The transcript has a single exon.
AUGGCCCCAAUGAACAAACAAACGGCUGCCGGCUACGUGCGUCCGGCUCUUUACUGGAUCAAGAACAUCAAGCUGGCAAACGGCAUGAGAUCUUGGGUAAAUCUUGCUGGAUUUGUGUGUGAAGAAUCUGGCAGACAGGGUCAGAGUUGGUGUUCCAUGGAGAAAGCAGCAGCAUCAGCGCAGGGCGGUCAGAUCAAUACAAUUUACGAAAACACCUGGAACUGCGCCUCAUCAUCCAGCAAGCUGUACGCGCUUAUUUAUCUCAAGAUAGGCUAG